Gamsiella multidivaricata is the source of this 1673-nucleotide messenger RNA. RefSeq names its product Pyruvate/Phosphoenolpyruvate kinase-like domain-containing protein. The coding region runs from base 363 to 1592 and encodes 409 amino acids. Gene Ontology annotation, biological process: oxaloacetate metabolic process. The transcript has 9 exons. Gene Ontology annotation, molecular function: magnesium ion binding; catalytic activity. Lineage: Eukaryota; Fungi; Mortierellomycota; Mortierellomycetes; Mortierellales; Mortierellaceae. The record is from RefSeq and is a predicted model, not a curated record.
UGGAGGCCCGUAUAAAUAGUGACUGCGGUCAACAUGGAGUGUCCAUUUUUGGUGGCGACAACUUGUGCGGCCAGGGACCGCGGUCCCCAGGUGAACAAUCAGCCAUUGUGGGGGCAGCAUUAGGGCGCCAGGCCUAGAACGGAUCACAAACGGACCAUCUCUUGGAUACUCGGGAUCAAUAUCACUCGCUUCACCAGCACUGCCAGUCUAUUUAGUGCUGGAGAGCUGUGCAGCAAGACAGACUUGUCAAACCUUAUGUAGCAGGCAUCCAUAUUUGGGCAUUCGGUUCGUUUCGUUUGGCAGGAUGUUCCGCAUCGUCGCGUCCGCUCCCACCCCAUCCUAGAAGACUCGGCAUUCCCAUCAUGCUCGCCUCAUUUAGAACACUUGCUGCUCGCAGCGCACUCAACAGAACCCUGGGCGCGACACAGCCUGCCCAAGCUAUUUUGCGGAAAAGAUACUUGAGCUCCUCGACAACCCUGCUCGCCGGCGACACCACUACCCUAUCUCCAGCUGCAUCCUCAUCAACCGUUGCAACGGCGGGAUCAUCUUCAGUAGCUGCCGGAUCCGGUGUCAAUCAAGGUUCUGGGGUUCAGGGAUUAGAGCCAGAGAAGCGUAUUCGACGGUCUAUUUUCUAUGUUCCCGGAAGUGAUGAACGCAAGCUGAAGUCAUCGCUUUCCCUUGGUGCUGACUGUCUCGUUUAUGACCUCGAAGAUGGCGUGGCUCACAACCGCAAAAACAUUGCGCGCGAGAUGGUUUUUGACGCGCUCGAGGCAUCGGAACAUCGCAAGGCCGAGAAGGCUGUUCGCAUCAACGCUGUUGGGUCUGGCUUGGAAUUCGAUGACUUGAACGUCGUGCUUCGAUCCAGCAGACUGCAGGCGAUUGUUAUUCCCAAAGUCCAGUCCGCAAAGGAUGUGCAGUUUGUCAGCCAGAUGGUUGACAGUGUCGCCCCAUUCAUCACGCGCAAGAAUGUCAGGAUUAUCGCUUCAAUCGAGAGUGCUCUUGGAAUCAUGAACCUGAAGGAGAUUGCAACUUCCGACCCUCGCGUGGACGCAUUGGUGUUCGCAGCGGAGGAUUAUUGUGCGGAUUUGGGCUUGACCAGGACCCGUGAAGGGAUCGAGAUGCUCUAUGGUCGAUCAGCAAUUGUCACUGCCGCGCACGCCUAUGGUCUUCAGGCCAUUGAUCUGGUCUGCAUGGAUUACAAGAACGACGAGAUUUUGAAGGAAGAAUGUGAAUUUGGACGCAGAAUGGGCUUCUUGGGCAAGCAGGCAGUUCAUCCUCGUCAACUUGAAAUCAUCCAGCGCUGCUUCUUGCCCACUGACCAUGAGAUCGCAAGGGCCGCCGACAUCAGCGAGGGCUACCAAGAACACUCUAAGCGUGGGGUUGGAGCGUUCAACUACAACGGCAAGGUCAUCGAUUUGCCUGUCGUAAAGUGGGCAGAAAAGAUUUUGAGCCGCGCUCGCCAGGGCGGUGUGGUUAUUCCCAAACCCGAGGAGCGCCAAAAGAUCUUGCAAGCUGGACCUGCAGGAGGUAUGAGCUCGACAGCCGUUGCUGUGAACAGUUCAAAGACCGACAGCACAGCACCUGAAGCUUAAAAGAAAUCGACCAUUCCUUCGGCCUCCUCACUGCAGAAUAUUCCAAUUGCGAAAUAAACAGCACAAGUUUUAAAAGCGGGC